CUUAACCCUCCCUCACCUUCCUCGCUGCGUUUCCAAGUCUUCUCCGCUGUCUUCACGGGGAAGAGAGCUGCCCCUCCCACCUCCAUGGCCAUGGAGGAGAAGAAGGUGGCCGUCGACGGCUCCACCAACGGGUAUGCCGCUGCUGCUGCUGCUGUUACAGUGUCUUCUGCAGGUGAACACAAGCAGCUCGAUGCUGGAGCACUCUUUGUUCUCAAAUCCAAAGGCUCAUGGCUGCACUGCGGCUACCAUCUGACGACCUCCAUCGUGGCGCCGGCGCUGCUCAGUCUCCCCUUCGCGUUCGCGUCGCUCGGCUGGGCUCCGGGCGUUCUGUUCCUGGUCAUCGGCGCCGCCGUCACCUUCUACUCCUACAACCUCCUCUCGCUGGUGCUCGAGCACCACGCGCAGCUUGGCCGGCGCCAGCUCCGCUUCCGGGACAUGGCUCACGACAUCCUCGGGCCAAGAUGGGGUCGUUUCUACAUUGGCCCAAUUCAAUUCUCAGUAUGCUUCGGUGCAGUCAUUGGCGCCGCUCUGCUGGGUGGACAGAGCAUGAAGUCCAUAUACUUGAUCGCCAGGCCAGAUGGCAUGAUGAAGCUUUAUGAAUUUGUUGUCAUCUUUGGGGCGUUCAUGCUGAUCCUCGCGCAGAUCCCCUCCUUCCACUCCCUCAGGCACAUCAACCUCAUCUCGCUCAUGCUCUGCUUGUCCUACAGUGCGUGUGCCACUGCGGGCUCCAUCCAUGCAGGGCACUCGUCUACCGCACCACCGAGAGACUACUCCCUUCCGAGCGACAGCCAAGAUCGCGUCUUUGGAGUGUUCAACGCCAUUGCUAUCGUCGCUACCACCUUCGGCAACGGAAUCAUUCCGGAGAUACAGGCAACAGCAGCUCCUCCUGUGACGGGGAAGAUGUUCAAGGGCCUCUGCCUCUGCUACACGAUCGUGGUGAUGACGUUCUUCAGCGUGGCGAUAUCAGGCUACUGGGCGUUCGGCAACCGAGCUCAAGGUUCCAUUACCGCCAACUUCAUCCUGCAAGACGGCUCCGUUCUGGUCCCCAAGUGGUUCCUCAUGAUGACCAAUGUGUUCGUCCUGCUCCAAUUAGCAGCCGUAGGAGUGGUAUACUUGCAGCCAACCAACGAGGUGCUGGAGGGGCUGUUCGCCGACCCAACGAAGGACCAAUACUCCAGUCGGAACGUCGUGCCGAGGCUCAUCUUCCGAUCGCUAUCGAUCGUCAUUGCGACUCUCAUAGCAGCCAUGCUGCCCUUUUUCGGCGACCUCAACGCGGUCAUCGGCGCUUUCGGGUUCCUGCCGCUGGAUUUCACGGUGCCGUCGGUGUUGUACAACAUCACCUUCAAGCCGUCGAGGAGAAGCUUCAUCUUUUGGCUGAACGCCGCCAUUGCCGCGGUGUUCUCGUUGCUGGCCGUGCUGGGUUCCAUUUCGGCGGUGCGGCAGGUGAUUCUGGACGCCAAGACAUACAAGCUUUUUGCGGAUAUAUGAACCACAUUUAACGUGUAACAGUAAAUAAUUGCCCCUCUCAUUAUGAUUUUAAUGACACGCAAAUGAAAUUAAAUUUGAUAUUUAAAACAA
Molecule: messenger RNA, 1578 nt
Organism: Musa acuminata AAA Group (dessert banana)
Lineage: Eukaryota; Viridiplantae; Streptophyta; Magnoliopsida; Zingiberales; Musaceae
Product: GABA transporter 1-like
Exons: 7
Coding region: 85-1488 (467 amino acids)
Biological process (GO): amino acid transmembrane transport
Cellular component (GO): membrane
Molecular function (GO): amino acid transmembrane transporter activity
Source: RefSeq, a predicted model, not a curated record